Messenger RNA from Syngnathus acus (greater pipefish), 8183 nucleotides. RefSeq names its product DOP1 leucine zipper like protein A (gene dop1a). The transcript is spliced from 38 exons. Lineage: Eukaryota; Metazoa; Chordata; Actinopteri; Syngnathiformes; Syngnathidae. Gene Ontology annotation, cellular component: trans-Golgi network; endosome. The coding region runs from base 420 to 7904 and encodes 2494 amino acids. Gene Ontology annotation, biological process: Golgi to endosome transport. The record is from RefSeq and is a predicted model, not a curated record.
CGUCCAUGCGGAAAAGCAGGUUGAAUGUUACGGUCGGAUGUGCUGCGAAUCUGUUGUGUAGUCUGGGACCUGUCAUUCUAUUCCACCGCCAUUGUGAUGAUGAUCUCAUGGUUGAUGAUUCGCACACAGCAGGAGGAAGCACCGGGGAAAUAUGUAGAAUAUUUUCAGCCAUUGUCUGCUUGCCAAGAGACAUAAACGUUGUGAAAUAAUAAGUGUAGGGGCCCUACCUCUCCAUCCUCUUUAGCAACCUGUUAGCAAACGUUAGCGUCCUUGCUAGCGCUGUUACUGACGUGAUAGCUCAUUUAAUCCACCGAAUUUGGUGCAUUGUUGAAUGACACUUCUCGUCCACUAAGCUAUGACGGUGUGAUACACACAUGCAUGCCUGGUGUUCAACUUGAGCACAAUAGCCACCCAGGAGAAUGAAUGCAGAGGAAGUGGAGCUGCUAAGUGACUCCAAGUACAGGAACUAUGUGGCAGCGGUGGAUAAAGCCCUUAAAAACUUUGAGUACUCGAGUGAAUGGGCAGACCUCAUAUCUGCUCUGGGCAAACUCAACAAGGUAUUGCAGAACAAUGCAAAAUAUCAAGUGGUUCCCAAGAAGCUGACAAUAGGCAAGCGGUUGGCCCAAUGUCUCCAUCCAGCCUUACCCAGCGGAGUCCACCGUAAGGCUUUGGAGACCUAUGAGAUCAUCUUUAAAAUUAUUGGACCCAAAAGGCUGGCCAAAGAUCUCUUUCUUUAUAGCUCGGGGCUAUUCCCUUUACUCACCAAUGCUGCCAUGUCUGUAAAGCCUGUGUUGCUGGGCCUCUAUGAGACGUACUACCUGCCUCUGGGCAAGACGCUGAAGCCGGGUCUACAGGGACUCCUGACUGGAGUACUGCCUGGCCUUGAGGAAGGAUCAGAGUUUUAUGAUAGAACCAACACCCUUUUGGAGAAGGUGGCAGCAGCAGUGGAGCAGUCGGCAUUCUACAGUGCCUUAUGGGGCAGUAUCCUUACCAGUCCCGCUGUGCGUCUCCCGGGGGUCUCCUUUGUUCUACUGCACCUGAACCGCAAGCUCUCCAUGGAGGACCAGCUUUACGUCAUGGGCAGUGACAUCGAACUCAUGGUGGAGGCUGUCAGCACAUCAGUCCAGGACUCAAGUGUGCUGGUGCAGAGAAGCACUUUAGAUUUGAUCCUUUUCUGCUUCCCAUUCCACAUGAGCCAGGCUACUCGCCCGGACAUGAUACGGAUCCUGUCAGCUGCUUUGCAUGUGGUUUUGAGAAGAGACAUGUCCUUGAACCGCCGACUCUACGCAUGGCUACUUGGUUUUGACAACAAUGGGCUGAAAACAGGCCCCCGUGCCACUCGCCAGAGCAAACCAGAAGAGCAUGCUAGCCACUAUUUCAACACCUUCUCAAAAGACAUGCUUGUCCAGGCAAUGGUGGGGAUAUUGCAGGGUAAAGUGCGAGGCGGAGAAGAGGAAAGCAUUCUCAUGCAUGACCUUAAGCCAUUUCGCAUCCUUAUCAGUCUGCUUGACAAACCAGAGCUUGGUCCAGCUAUCUUAGAGGAUGUUCUUAUUGAAGUGUUUCGUACGCUGCACACAAAGUGUAAAACUGAGUUGGGCCUCCAAAACCAGAGUUCCUUCAGCAAGGACCACACACACCUUAGCAGCAAACUUCGAGAGAACAAGAAGACAGCGGAACUGAUUAAAACAGCCAAUCUCCUGUUCAACUCUUUCGAGCCAUUCUACAUGUGGGACUAUAUUGCUCGCUGGUUUGAGGAGUGCUGCAGGACGACACUGAAUGUGCAAACGAGUAUUCCAAAGCAUGCCGGCAGUUUAGAUACCUCAGAGCUCUCCUUAAUGGAGUUUUGUCAGCUAGUUGAUUUCCUGCUGGACAUCGUUUCCUUGCCUACUAGAAGCAUGAGGGUAAUCUGCCAGGAGACGUACAUCGAGAUCCAGACAGAGCAUCUUCCUCAGCUAUUGCUGCGCAUGGUGGCUGCACUAACCGGUCACCUGCAGACCUUGGGGCUUGGAGAGCUCACUCACUGCCUGCGUCUCUGCUCCAAGAUCCUGAGCAAAGUACAACCACCAUUAGUGUCGCCUUUGGCUCUGCCCCCAAGCCCCCAGGUGCAGGGCCUUUCCAGCUCCUGUGGAAAUUCUACCGACUCCGCAAAGGAUAAAAAAAAUGAUACUACUACCCUUCCUGUGACUGUCGAUCCACAUGGAAGUGGGGAGGUGUUCAAAGGUGUAGAAAAUCAUACCAUCUCAUCUGAAACUUCCUUCACAGACUUUAUCCAGUACCAUGAGGGUGGCCCUGAUACACAUCCUCACAUGCACCCAACACAUAAAACGGGCAUUCGUUCCUCGGGCCCAUCACAACCUAAACCUGUGGACAAACCAGUCAUGCAGUGCUGCUUGGAACACUUCCAGCAAUUUAUAUCCCGGCUUAUUACCUUGUAUAUAUCUUCUGAAGAAGUGAACAAAGACGAGAAGGACAGAGGCCUGGCGGUACAGUCAACUAGCCUUGUAUUGGAGAGUACCUCACAUUGUGGGCAUGUAGAUCUUACUAAGCCAAGUUUGGACACUGUGAUGGUGCAGAAAGAGUGCAUUGCUGCUUUUACUGCAGCCUGCCAGCUGUUCUUGGAGUGUUCCAGUUUUCCAGUGUACAUUGCAGAGGGAAACCUGAAGGCCUCACCCACACAAGAACAAGAAUGUGACAGCGAACAGGGAUGUCUGCCAGUGUGGCUGCAGGCACUCAUGGAUGCCACCUGCUUGGCUAGCAACUUCAGUCUGCAGGGUGUGGCCAUUUCUCUGCUAAUGGACCUUGUGGGACUCACACAGUCUGUGGCCAUGGUAACAGCUGAGAGUGUGGCAUCCAGUGGCAACUCUGAGUCUGCCCAGCCAAUGAGUCCCAGCCAAGGGCGAGUGGCUGUUGUCAUCAGGCCCCCACUCACUCAGGGAAUUCUUAUGUACAUCGCGAACAAGACCGACUUCUUUAAGAAUGUGGCUCUUAUCCUGUGGGAUCAGUUGAGUGAAGGAACACCUCAGCACCAUCAACGAAGUGUGGAGCUCUUCUAUCAGCUCCACAACCUUGUACCAUCUUCCAGCAUCUGUGAGGAUGUGAUAAGCCAGCAGCUCAUGCACCGUGACAAGAGAAUUCGCCUAGAAGCCCAUGUAAAGUUUUCCGUGCUGUGGCAUUUGACACGAGAUUUAAACAUGACCAAAUCUUCUCCUUUUAAUCGCGCAUUUGACAGAUCUCUUUUUAUCAUGCUAGACAGCCUGAGUUAUUGGGAUCCUUGUACAAGUUCAGUUGGCCGGGCAUGGCUUAAUCAGGUCCUUCAGCGACAUGACAUUGCUCGGGUACUGGAACCACUCCUUCUUCUUCUACUGCACCCAAAGACCCAUAGAGUUUCCAUUCAAAAAGUACAAGCCCAGCGCCACUGGGCCCAUGUCUUUCCUGGCCUGCCUGAAAAUGAACCAUCAGAACCUGUAGACCCCAGAGACUCAGGGUUCUCUGAAAACUUCAGCCGUAUGCAAGUGGACAGAAUGGCACAGAGAGAUUUCCCAGGUCUUGAAGUCGGUGACAUGGAGCCAUUUUGUCUUACUGUUAACCCUCUGAGUGACAGCUUAUCCAUACUGAGUCUGAGCAGUGAGAAUUUACAACUAACUGCUGGAUUUCAGCCUGCUGAUCAGCAGGAGGAGCCCCAUUCCUCUGAAUCGACUGGUUCUCAUUCCUCUCCAGUGGAAAAUCAAAGUUUUGAUGAGCCGGAGGUUGUAAACAGCAUAUCCAAUAGUCCAGAUCAACAGCCUGCUUCCUCAGAUUCUUUGUCUGAAGACUCAUUAGAGGAGACUGUUUUCUCUGUCGUAAACGAUCUGAUAGAAAAUGUUCUGAGUUUAGUAGCUGAGGAGUCUCAUGACAUGCCGAUUCAGUCUGAAGACUGGCCUCAGUCAGACUCGGAGAGUACUUCCUCAGAUAUAUCCACUGGUGCCCAUCUGGACUCUGGACUUACUCAAAGCUGCAACCACCAGACGCUGCCAGAGAUGCUGGCUGAAGGAACACUGGAAUUCCUUGGCGUCCCUUCACCUGAUGUAGCUGCAGAAGAGCAGCAGCACAGAGAGGGCAUCAUUCGUCACAGUUCCUCACCUUCCAUUGUCACAUUACCUGACAACGCAGACCCAGCCAUUUCAGACCACAAUCUGCAAGUGGACAACUCUCAAGCACGCAAACGUAGCCAUAGCAGCACGCAGCUCAGCCUUAAAGGCAAAAUCAUGGAGAAGCUGGCUGACAAAUCCACGGGGGCUAAGCCUAAGACAAAAAAGUCCAAAAGGAAAGAGGAGGAGAGGCAGAGAAAAGCAGCAACCCAAGCUGAUAAAACACAAACACCCAGUAUAUUCUUUGGGGAUAGCCUAGAUCUGGAGAACUGGUAUAGCUGUGGGGAAGGGGAGGUAUCAGAAAUUGAAAGUGACACCGGCUCACCCAGUGGCUGUUCAGGUGGAAACGUUGGAGGUGUCAGUGUCGCAGGACGUAGAUUGUCUUCCGACCCUUCUCGCUUCAAUAUCCAUCCUCUCUACCAGCAUGUUCUUCUAUAUCUCCAGUUAUAUGACUCCUCCAGAGCCCUCCAUGCACUUUCUGCAGUUGCAGCAAUGCUAAGGUCUGCUCCCUCAGGAUUUGUAAGCGCUAUUUCCACUACCAGCAUCAACAACACCUACACCCCCCAGCUAUCUUUGCUCCAAAACCUGCUGGCUCGUCACAGGGUAUCUGUCAUGGGCAAAGACUUCUACUGCCCCAUCCCACAAGACUCCCACUCCCACUCAUUCCGCAGUGCCAUGUAUCUGGAAAUCAUCAUAUCACUUUGUCUAUACUUCCUAAGAAGCUUCUAUUCGGCCCAUGUGACAGCAGGCUCUCAGGACUUGGCGGGGAACCGGGCCAUGCAGCUGACCAGUAUAGAAGUCUUAACUCUUCUGUUCAGUGAGCUGGCUAAAGUCACAGGUGGUUCAGCAAAGGGAUUUGCUAGUUUCAUCUAUGAUGUCUUGUCCAAAUGUAAAGUUCAGAAGGUGGUUCUCCAUUGCCUGCUCUCCUCCAUAUUCAGUGCUCAGAAAUGGCAUGAUCAACGGGCGGCUGGUGUAAACAUGUCCACAGUGGAGGAAGGUCUGUCAGAGGAUAGUAUUAUCAACUUGUCAGAGGACCAGAUGGACAGUUGUAGUGCAGUCCAGUCUCAAUUACUGAGACUACUCCAGAGCCUAGUUGUACUUGAGCACAAGGUUCUUGUACCAGUCGAAGAAGGUGGAGAACCUGCGGCGGGAGCUGCAGGAGCUGUAGCAGCAGGCAACAGCACAGGAACUGGGUUUGAGAUGUUAGGUGGAGAUGUGGAGCAUGUGAACCCUCAGCAGCCAAUGACAUCACUACAGUAUCUUCACGGACAGCCGAUCACAGCACAGGGCAUGUUUUUGUGCGCUGUGAUAAGGGCACUGCAUCAACACCAUGCAUGUAAAAUGCACCCUCAGUGGAUUGGACUCAUCACAGCCACACUCCCAUACAUGCGGAGGAUUCUAAGAAGGGUGGUUGCAUCAGUCACUCUACAGCUUUGCAGGAACUUGGACAAUCUUCUUCACCAGUACCGAUAUGAGACUGGGAUUACUGACUCCAGACCCCAAUGGAUGGCACUCUGCAUUCCUCCUGACCUGUUACUGACAGUACUGGAGGGGAUCACUGCAAUGAUCCACUACUGCCUGCUUGAUCCCACUACCCAGUACCACCAGUUACACGUGAGUGUUGACCAGAAGUACCUGGCUGAGGCUCGCUCAGGCAUCCUGUCCAUUCUCCACACCAUCAUGUCGUCUGUCACGCUACUCUGGAGUGUCCUCCAUCAUGCUGACAGCUCUGAGAAACCAGCUGCUGCUUCUGCUGCUUCCACUUCCAACAUCAAUUUGGGCUCAACUAAGAAAAUUCGUCAGCAAGUCCUAGAGCUGCUCGGCCCCAUUUCCAUGAACCAUGGUGCUCACUUUAUGGCAGCCAUUGCCUAUGUUUGGAAUGAAAGGAAACAGCUCAAGACACCCGUCAGAAAUAAAGUGAUUCCUGUAGCUAGUGAUGAACAGCUGCUGCUGGUUGAGCUGGUUCGCUCAGUGAGUGCCAUGCGCACUGAAACUGUCAUGCACACAGUCAAAGAGGUUCUGAAGCAGCCACCAGCUAUUGCAAAGGAUAAGAAACACAUUUCUUUGGAGGUCUGCAUGCUGCAGUUCUUCUAUGCAUAUGUCCAGAGAAUCCCUGUAUCCACGUUAGUUGAUAGCUGGCCUUCUCUGCUGGCUCUGUUGAAGGACUCCGUGCAGUUAGGCUUGCCUGCCCCAGGACAGUUUCUAAUACUUGGUGUACUGAAUGAAUUCAUUUUGAAGAACCCUAAUCUGGAAAGUAAGAAGGACCAGCGAGAGCUCCAGGAUGUGACACAUAAAGUGGUGGAGGCCAUUGGGACGAUUGCAGGCUCCUCUCUAGAGCAGACCACAUGGCUGAGGAGAAACCUGGAAGUGAAGGCCUCUCCUCAGAUAGUUGUGGAUGGAACUAACCUUGAAGCAGAUGUUGAAGAUUUAAUGCUUACAGUUAUGGAGGCCUCUAGCUUCACCCCAUCCGUUUACAGCGUUCAUGCCCUCACGCUGCUGGCUGAGGUGCUGGCUCACUUGUUGGACAUGGUGUUCUACAGUGAUGAGAAGGAGCGGGUUAUACCGCUGCUGGUCAAUAUCAUGCACUAUGUAGUUCCCUACUUACGCAACCACAGCGCUCACAAUGCUCCCAGCUACCGGGCCUGCAUUCAGCUGCUGAGCAGUCUAAGUGGGUACCAGUACACACGUCGGGCCUGGAAGAAGGAGGCCUUUGACCUCUUUAUGGACCACACCUUCUUCCAGAUGGACUCAUCCUGUGUCAGCCACUGGAGGGCGAUCAUUGACCAUUUGAUGACUCAUGACAAGACCACAUUCAGAGAUCUUAUGACUCGUGUGGCUGUAGCCCAGAGCAGUUCCCUGAGUCUGUUCACAAACAGAGAUGCUGAGCUGGAACAGAGGGCCAUGUUGCUCAAGCGCCUGGCCUUCACAAUCUACAGUAGUGAAGUGGACCAGUACCAAAAGUACCUCCCUGACAUCCAAGAGCGCCUGGUGGAGAGCCUGCGUCUUCCUCAGGUACCCAUCCUGCAUGCUCAGGUGUUUCUCUUCUUCAGGGUGCUGUUGCUGCGCAUAUCACCUCAACACCUCACCUCAUUAUGGCCUACUAUGAUCACGGAACUGGUUCAGGUGUUUUUGUUGAUGGAGCAAGAGCUGAUAUCAGAUGAGGACAUAUCAAGGACAUCUGGGCCAUCUGUGGCCGGCUUGGAAACCACCUAUUCCGGAGGCAAUGGCUUCUCAACGUCCUACAACAGCCAACGCUGGCUCAACCUCUAUCUGUCAGCUUGCAAGCUGCUGGACUUGGCCUUGGCCCUGCCGCCCGAAAGCCUGCCUCAGUUCCAAAUGUACCGAUGGGCCUUCAUUCCUGAAGCCUCAGAUGAUUCUGGAAUGGAGGUGAGACGGCAAGGGACUCACCAGCGGGAGUUUAAACCCUACGUAGUCCGACUCGCCAAGCUGCUCAGGAAACGAGCUAAGAAAAAUCCAGAUGAUGACUGCUUCACUCGAACACUUUCUUGGGAGCCAGGCCACUUGAUGCUAACUCUCUAUGUAAUCCGCAGCAUGGAGCAGCUGCUUCCUUUCUUCAACCUGCUCAGCCAGGUGUUUAACAGCAAAGCCAGCAGCCGCUCAGGUCCCGCUUACGCUCACAACCGUGCAGCUGGCUCCUUCCCUAGUCCAAAGGAGGGCCACAAACUGGAGAGCCAGAAAGUGUUCUGGAGUCGAGCCAGACAAAACAUUGAGGAAAUGGUCGAAAAGGACUUUCUGGAAGGUCUAAUUAAAACGUGAAAACACAGGAGAUUUAUACAUUCUGAUCAGCACUAGUGAAAAACCUCAACUUGUAUUACUGCAACAAGCUGAUACAAUUGUGGGAAAAUACUUUGUACAUUUUUUGGUAUUUAUAAUUAUUUUACAUUUCAAAAGCUCAUUGAUUUUAAUUAUUUGUACAGAGAGAAAGGCCUUGAUGGCUGACUUUUAAUAAUUCAAGUUAGUCCUGUGGGACCAAGAAAAGAUGCCGUGCCAUUCCAUAUCGACGUGACUUAAUAAAAGUUUCUAACAAGAGCGGCA